GUCGACGUGGUCGAGUAUUUGGGGUACAAGAAGGGGGAAAAGGACUCCCUGAAGUAGAACUGGGGAGAAACAGUCACCGAAUCAACGAUGCUUCGGGAUAUGGAGGAAUUAAAGCUUAAAGACUCAUCGAGCGCCAGAAGUCCACCAUCGAACUGUUAACCAGCUCAGGCCGUCAAAAGUUUGAACUGGAAAACGUGCAGAUGACAUUUGUGCCAAAGAAGGGCGACUGGGUGACACUCAAAUGCGCUGUCCAGCUGGACGAUGGCUAUGUGGACAAGCAGGGGGAAAUUCUCGAGUUGCUGAAGGUGUUUCCAGCACGCAUCCUCUCGAACCAAAAGGUCGAGGUUGAACGCUGUUUCCCAGAGUUCGUUGAUCUUGGCAACUAUGCCUAUUUGCUGCGGGAGACUUUCACCACUGGUACAGAUCUUCACACGGGCGAUUACGUCCUGGCGGAUCUCAUCGAAUGUGCUUACUCGAAAUUCACGCAUCGCUCCAUCAAAGUGACCCCGCAUCAAGAAAGAGAAGACCUAUUGCGCCGCUCGGGCGGUCACCAUCACUGGCGCAAACCGCUUUAUAACCACCGAGGUGUAUGAGAAGCGUAAGAUCAACCUCCA
Messenger RNA from Drosophila miranda, 614 nucleotides. Its product is annotated as probable RNA helicase armi. The transcript is spliced from 3 exons. Bases 201 to 593 code for a protein of 130 amino acids. NCBI's taxonomy places the organism in Eukaryota, Metazoa, Arthropoda, Insecta, Diptera, Drosophilidae. The record is from RefSeq and is a predicted model, not a curated record.